AUGUCCAAACCGCUUAUGCGUAUCCCCUAUACGGGACCCCUUCCACCGCCCCUAAUCAUCCCACCGUCCGCAGCUACGAAACGAGGUGCUAUAGGAGCCCUCGCGCACUUUUUGACCUCUCCUACUCCCUCCUCUCCCCCCCAUCACUCUCAUUCCUCUGCCCUCGCACAAGACGAUUCCUCCACCGAUUCUAGCUCCGAGACAAAUAUACCGAAAAGCCAAAAUAAAACCGUCCUCCUCACCGGGGCGGGGAUAAGCGUCGCCUCUGGCCUGGCCGACUACCGCGGAGAAAAUGGGACCUACACACAGAACAAAAGCUACCGGCCCAUCUACUACCAUGAAUUCGUCGCCAGCCACGAAGCUCGUAAACGGUACUGGGCACGCUCAUUUCUAGGCUGGCGCGGCCUGCACCGUUCCAAGCCCAAUGCUGCACAUUUCGCAAUCCGGGACCUAGGCCGUUUGGGUCUUGUUGGUUCCGUCAUAACGCAGAACGUCGACUCGUUCCACCCCCUUGCGCACCCGGGAUUGCACUGUGUGGAGCUGCACGGGUUUCUGCGCAAUCUCAUAUGCCUCAGCUGCAAGAAGCCCAUGGACAGGGAUGCCUUCCAAACACGCCUGGCCGAGUUGAAUCCUGCGUGGGCCUCGUUUCUCACCGAGCUCUUACAGUCUGGUGCGCUGGACACGGACAAUCCUAUCGAAAGACGACGGCGAGGAUUUCGUACCAAUCCGGACGGUGAUGCUGAUGUGCCGGGCGCGCCGUACACCACUUUCCGAUAUCCGGCAUGUCCGAGCUGUUUGAAGCGGCCGCCCAUUCUGAGCGAUGGGUCAAAAGGCCAUGUCAACGUCGAUAGUGAUGGGGCCUGGAUCCCGACCGCCCCUACUAAGUCAAUGUCCGCGGCUUCCGACGCCGUAGGCGUCCUGAAGCCCAACGUUAUCAUGUUUGGCGAAUCGAUUCCCGCCUCUGUCAAAGCAUUGGCAGAAGCCGCCAUUGAUAGUGCCUCAAAGAUUCUGGUCGUCGGUAGUUCACUCGCGACAUAUUCGGCAUGGAGGUUGGUAAAGCGCGCCCAUGAGCAAGGUAUGGGUAUCGGAGUCUUGAAUCUUGGCGGAGUCAGAAAAGAGGAGGUUUUCUUUGGAGAUUAUACACACCCGACUCACAGUCAUUCCCAUGCCACUGAAGGCACGGCCAGUGUGAAUGGCGGUGGAGAUUUUCACGACAGCUGGAUGACGUUGCGCAGAGCUCUUGUUCGAGCUAGUUUGCCGGCAGAAGAGAUCUUACCGAGCGUGGUGGAUGUUAUUCGCAGUCAGUCAUCUUCAUCUUAG
Molecule: messenger RNA, 1320 nt
Organism: Rhinocladiella mackenziei CBS 650.93
Lineage: Eukaryota; Fungi; Ascomycota; Eurotiomycetes; Chaetothyriales; Herpotrichiellaceae
Exons: 1
Coding region: 1-1320 (439 amino acids)
Molecular function (GO): NAD+ binding
Source: RefSeq, a predicted model, not a curated record